Podarcis lilfordi (Lilford's wall lizard) is the source of this 5505-nucleotide messenger RNA. The record is from the annotation of a GenBank genome assembly. Lineage: Eukaryota; Metazoa; Chordata; Lepidosauria; Squamata; Lacertidae.
GAGAAGAGGCUGGAGUUGGCUUUGAAAAAAUGGCGGACGAGGUGGACCAGGUGGGUGAUGCUGCUGCCGGGGGAGGGUGGCUUUUGAGGGGUCGGCGGGACCCCGUGAAGUGUCGCCGUUGUGCUCUGAGGUGGUGGGUCUCUGGCCUGGCUUAGCCUGCCGAGGUGGGUCGCUAGUUGGACGCAGGUUUCUGCUCCCAGUAGCGAGGGCGACGUCCGGACUGUGCGUUUCAUCUUCUCUUUUUUUGUUAUUUCGCUUAUUUCUGAGAGCGUAAUAACGGUAAAGUUGACCUUUGCCCUCCUGUCCCUCCUGGGAAACCCAGGAGGGGGCGGGGUAUAAAUUAUUAUUAUUAUUAUUAUUAUUAUUUCUCUCUACUGCUGUGCCCACCCCCUUACCACAUAGUUGAACAAAAGUGAGAAACAACAAGAAGUCCCCAAAACAUUACUUGUUUUUGUGGUUCUCUCCUGGUAGUUACAAAGUUGUGGUCUAAAGGGUCUCUGCUUUAUUCUUCCUUCAUUUCCCCUUCAUGCUGUUUUCAUUGGCACUGUCAUGCAUAGUUAAACUUUGCUGCUAUCUUUGGAUUAUGUUGGUGUUUUUUUAAUGAAAAACACACCCACAAAACAAAACUUUAUUAUCAGAUGUCAAGACACCAAGUGAGGACAUUAUGCACAUUAUUCUUGCUACCUAGUCCCAGAAAAGUGACUACGAACAAUCUGUUAUUGAUUCUUUGUUAUUGAAACAGUUUAAACUGGUGAGCCCGGGAUAUUAGAAAGGGUAUCAUAACUAGUUGACUGUUUCCUGAUAUCUCACAGAUAGCCUUAAAUUCUCCUAACUCUGCAGCAACUACUGUAUAGCCUGAAUAGCCUAGGAGGGAUUUGCAAUUCAUUUGUCAGUCAUUUUGAGGAGGUGCAAACAGGUAGCUUUUAAUUCUCUCUGCUCUUGUACUUGAGUUUAGACAUUUCAGUAAGGUUGAAUAAUUGAACAAUAAACAAUACGGAGCAAAUACUAAUCUCAGUGGAGUUUUUCCUUGGAAUAAAUUGUAUCCAACGUUUUAUCAACUGUAUUAAAAAAAACACAAACACUUUUCUCUUAUAGCAACAAACCACAAAUACUGUAGAAGAGCCCUUGGAUCUCAUCAGACUCAGUCUUGAUGAACGAAUUUAUGUAAAAAUGAGAAAUGACCGAGAACUUCGAGGCAGAUUACAUGUAAGUAAAGCUAUAUAGAAAUGAGGGGUGCUUGUUAUCAGAACCAUGAAAAUGUGUUUUGGGAGAUGUUAAGUUAGAUACUUCAAAAACAAGUUAAAGUUCUCAUAGAGUAAAAGCAGCCUUGGCUUUUGAAAUACUUCUUGGGCAGCAACAGGAAACCCUGAGUUCUCCAGAUAUUGCUGCACUCUCAAUUUUAACAUGCACGUGCAUGAAAGAAAUCUGAUUUUGAUCUUAGCCAAAGAACAAACAUUUCAGUUGCUGUGGUCUCAAAUAACUCUUGGCUCCAAAAUGUGUAUUUGAAGCUAGGACACUAAUGAUGCAUUUUCCAGCAGUUCUCUGUGAAGAGCAAGCAUGACUGCCAGUGUUAGAUUUUAUGAGUGUUGUUGGGAAUCUAGUUGAUAAUGGUAUUCAUUGAGCAAAUUGUUGUGAUUUACAUCUAGUAUAUUUAGUUUAAUGGUAUUUUGUGCUGUCUUUUUCUCUACUCAUUUUUGCCAACUUUUCUUGAGAAUCUUUGGUAUAGCAAUCAAGUAUUGUUUUAUUAGGGACGCGGGUGGCGCUGUGGGUGAAACCUCAGCGCCUAGGGCUUGCCGAUUGCAUGGUCGGCGGUUCGAAUCCCCGCGGCGGGGUGAGCUCCCGUCUUUCGGUCCCAGCUCCUGCCCACCUAGCAGUUCGAAAGCACCCUUAAGUGCAAGUAGAUAAAUAGGUACCGCUUUAUAGCGGGAAGGUAAACGGCGUUUCCGUGUGCUGCGCUGGUGCUGGCUCGCCAGAGCAGCUUCAUCACGCUGGCCACGUGACCCGGAAGUGUCUCCAGACAGCGCUGGCCCCCGGCCUCUUAAGUGAGAUGGGCGCACAACCCUAGAGUCGGACACGACUGGCCCGUACAGGCAGGGGUACCUUUACCUUUACCUAUUGUUUUAUUAUAUACUUUAUAGCCUACUUUUCUUGCUUCUUGCUUUCCCUUGUCUGUGGUCAGUGUUUAUUUGAAGAGGCUACUGACUUAAAUGGUAUAUUUAUGAAACAAUGUAUAAGUAAAUAUAAGAAUGGAGCAGUGCUGUUACAGUUGUAUGAAUAAAUUGUUAUAGUUUGGAAAGGAUCUCAUGAUGAAGAUGUUGGAUCAAGCAAUUCCAUAUUUGUUCAAAUUGAAGCAUAUAGAAACAAAUGCCUGUAUCCAACAAAGUUACACUCAGAGUAGAUGCAUUGAAAUUAAUGGAUUAAAAUUAGUAAUGUUCAUUAAUUUCUGAGUAGGUUUAACAUUAGAUAUAAUCCAAAAUACUUGUAGCAGAAGUUUUUAGAUCUGUGUAUUUGAGCUACAAUGUUUAAAAAAUAUACUGCCACUAGCACAAUAAUUAAACUUAUCUAAACUACUAUCAUUUCCACAGGCUUAUGACCAGCACUUAAAUAUGAUUUUGGGUGAUGUUGAGGAGACUGUGACAACAAUAGAAAUUGAUGAAGAAACCUAUGAAGAGAUUUAUAAAGUAAGAACUUGUUAAUACUUAAAGCUCCAAAUGCUCUUUCAGAUGUGCAAUGUUGUCUAGAUGAAUUUAAAUAUUUUUUGCUUACGAGAUCAGUAUACCAACUUGACUUAUAACAUUAAGUAAAUUUUAACCAGAGUAAAAUCUAAAGCAUUUAGUAACCAUAGUGAUUACUUCAUUGUAAAAGUAGGACACUUAAAUAUAGAUUUAUUUCCCCAAAAUGUGAUUCUUGUACCAUAUGAAUUUAUAAUAAUUAUGCUAAUCUUUGCAACUAUUUUUACAUUCUCACUGGAUGUAGCCUGUACUGCUUUUUUUCAUCCACAGUCUACCAAAAGGAAUAUUCCGAUGCUGUUUGUCCGAGGAGAUGGAGUUGUACUUGUAGCUCCUCCACUGAGGGUUGGCUGAAACCAUGAAAAAAAUGGUCAUCGUUUAGAAAAUGUUGGACCUCUGGACACUGUCUUCUGAUACCCUUAAACAUUAAGAUUCUGCCCUUAAUUCUGAAAGACCAUCCAAACCUGAUUGUUGUGAAGGCGUAAGAUCAUUUGGCAUAUAAGUUGAUAUAAGGGUUUUUUUCUGAAAUAACUUAAGUGCAGGUGUCGUUAUGUUUCAAAUCAGUGGAUAUAACAAUUUUAGUUGCGCUUGUGGCCGCUGAUCUUUUUAAAGAAAUAAAUCUGUUUGGGUUUUUUUGUAUGUAUGUGUUUAUAAGCACUUUUCCCAUUUAACAUGUGUCUCAUUAUUGCUGCAUUAUUUGCUUGGUUACCAUUGACAGUAUCUGGUACAAAUGAGACAGGAUUGCACUAAGUAUUUUCUGUUUACACCAUGCUAUUCCAAAGACUUGAGUGGCCUACAUGCAUGAAGUGUGUAUGCUUCAAUAAUGGUAACCUUUUGAGGAAGAGUUCUAAGUUGCUGAUUAUAAACCUAUGCAAAUCUUAGUGGGGAGGUGGACCCCAGAGUCAAAGAAACUGUCAUUGUCUCAUCACCCACAGUUACAUUAGCACUGUGUCCACAUCUGGUCAUUCAUCUGUAUACGAGUCCCUGUUUCCACAUGUGCUUUGUGCACCUUCAUCCACACAUUAACACUUUCAAUUUUAUACUUCCAGAAUCUUUCUCAAUGUAUCCCAUCCACACUACUGGGGUGUGCUUGAUGGGAUAUUUGUGCUAAGACUUCCUCCUUCACCGUAAGUGCUGGAAUCCUGAAGUCUGUUAUGAGUUUGCACACAGGUAUUUGUUUAGCUGUGUGUGUUCCUUUGUUUUAUUUCUUUUUUAAAUACAAGUUUUCUAAUAUACCAGAAUUUCACAAAAAGGGGGGUGGGUGGAGUGUGUUGCUCAAAACCAGGGGGCCUAAAGUCCAGUGUGGGUAUGUGUGUAGGUAUCAGUUGAUUUCUCUGAAUGCACCUUUUAAAAAGUUUUCUAAUACCAUAUUUGCACAAAAAGAUGAUGGCCUCACUUCAGGCAAAUAUUUGGAGUUGCUAGCAUGAAAUGCUGCCACUUCCUUUCUUCCCCUUUUCAUUUCCUAUCUUCUAUAGUUGCAAAGGAGUUCUAAUUUUUCAUACAGCUGGUCUCAUGCAAGAGCAGUUCUGUGCAAAAGAACUAUUUAUGAAAUCCCAAUGCUGUGAAUGUGCCUUCAGCAACAGCUGGUGGAAAAGGGCAGGCGCCAUCCUUUCUCUUGGGGUGAAGGAAGUGGGUGGUAUGGGAAAAGAUGACACUAGAGAAAAGUCACCACACAUGUAAAACCCACACUCAGUGCAUCCACAGUCAGAAAACAUGUAAUUUUAUUUUGAAUUAUUAAAACAAAUUUAGUGUGUGUGCGUGCGUGCAGGCUGCCAAGAGGGUGUUAUGUGACUAAAAAAGGUAAAGGUAAAGGACCCCUGACAGUUAAGUCCAGCCACAGAUGUCUCUGGGGUUGUGGCACUCAUCUUGCUUUACAAGCUGAGGGAGCCGGCAUUUGUCCGCAGACAGUUUUGCUGGGUCAUGUGGCCAGCAUGAUUAAGCCACUUCUGGCGCAACAGAACACCGAAACCAGAGCAGCACACGGAAACACCGUUUACCUUCCUGCCAGAGUGGUACCUAUUUAUCUACUUGCACUUUUUGGCAUGCUUUUGAACUGCUAGGUUGGCAGGAGCUGGGACCGAGCAACGGGAGCUCACCCUGUGGAUUCGAACCACUGACCUUCUGAUUGGCAAGCCCAAGAGGCUUCAUGGUUUGGACCACAGCACCACCUGCAUUCCACCCACUCCAGUGCGGAAGAGCCCUAGCUUGGUGAAAAUAUGGGUUGCAAGCUGUUGAAACAAAGCAAGUAUGUUAGAAGCGUUCAUAUGAUGAAAUGGCUUGACUUGAUAACAGCAGUUGCUAAUUGGCGCUAUGAUCGCUUAACUUUUUAAUAUUGGCUUGUUAAGUGUAUACUUUUUGGUAUCAGGCAAUAUGUGCUUUCGUUUUCCACAAAUUCUAGCACCAUGAAAAUUCACUUUCAUUCUUUGCCUAUGACAUUGUAUGGCUUCUGCCUUUGCAGCUCAGCUUGAAUCUUCACUGAACACUAGAUGGUGCUGCCUGCAUUAAGAUCUCACUUAAUCAGUAAUGUGACUUGCUUGAUAGUUAUCGGUAAUGUAACACAAUGUACUAUGAGACCCAAGUAUUUUCAUCAAAUUAAGUCAUUUUGUUUCUAAUGAAAGGUUCAUAAUGUGCAGUCCUAAGUGGGUAGUUGCAACAUGCUGAAUAGUAAUGCUUAAAGAACCAAAUGUUUCUCAAUACCAGUGGCUUUGUUAAGAAAAGAAUACUGGUUAAGUACCAUUAUACUUUAUCAGCUUUAUUAAAUGUUACGUUGCCUGGG